AUGGCAUCACAUAUGGUUCUUGGUUUGGUGGAUAUUCUCAGAGAUGCCCUCAAAAUCUUCUACAGAAAUAGGAAGCUCAUGGCCUCUUUCACCUUAAUCACCCUCUCACUUUUCUCUCUCCUUUACUUGUUCAAUAUUUUCUCUAUGAAACCAUUGCUCACAAAAUGGAUAACUGACCAAAGCCGCCUCCUUUUCACCAGCCCCAACACCCCGGAAUAUGCUAACCUUCUUGUUGCAGCACAUAAAGACAUGAGAGUAUUUAUUGCUUUCUAUGGUUACGUGGCUGUUGUAUGGACUUUAGUUCUUGUUGUUUCAGUGCUUGAAGAAAGCUAUGGAAUUGAGGCCCUUGAGAAGGCGGCAAUAUUGUUAAAGGCAUGGAAAUGCACGGAUUUCUCGUUAAUAUUGCAAUCACAAUUCUUUUUUGUAUUGUGCUAG
Messenger RNA from Mangifera indica (mango), 435 nucleotides. RefSeq lists its product as uncharacterized. The coding region runs from base 1 to 435 and encodes 144 amino acids. The transcript has 2 exons. NCBI's taxonomy places the organism in Eukaryota, Viridiplantae, Streptophyta, Magnoliopsida, Sapindales, Anacardiaceae. The record is from RefSeq and is a predicted model, not a curated record.